GACUCUGCUCUUAUACACCAGUCCCUGCACUAAUGUGUUUGUAACUCUCUUUGUGUAUUAGAUAGGCUGCCUGUUAGAAGUGUGUUUGGUGUGUUUAUUAUUACUACUUAAUACCUUUUUAUCUUAAUAACAUUUAAGCUUUUAUAAUACAUUUUAACUUUUGCUUUGCAAGCACCACCCUAUAAAAAGGGGGAAAGGUUCCUUUUUCUACUUGUAUAAGCUCAGGGCUGUUUUCUCAAAAUUUUCAGGAGUAAAGCCUAGGAAACAUCAUGAGCGAAACAGCAGUGGCUCCUUUGGAGGCCAUUAAAAUUGAUUUUCUCAGUGAAUACAAUGCCUAUUUUCAUCAUACCGAAGACUUCGACAACACUAAUCUGAUUGUGAGACGAGGACAGGAGUUUAAGAUAGAUGUGACUUUCAGUAGGGAGCUGAAUGACGGUGACAAAGUUAUCCUACAACUCAGCAUAGGUGAGAAUCCAAAGCGAUACAAUGGGACCAUUUUAUAUCUGAAUCUAACAUCAAACCAGAAGAAACAACCAUGGCAUGCUGAGAUUUAUCAAACAGAUGAAGAGAAGUGCGUUAUUGCUGUGACAAGUCCGCCAGAUGCAAUGGUUGGGAAAUACAGACUGGAUCUGAUAACAGGGUCUAACACUCAUAACUUCAGAGAUGCAGUUUUUUAUGUGUUGUUCAACCCAUGGUGUGAAGCGGAUUCUGUUUUCAUGCCUGAUGAGGACCAAAAAGCUGAGUAUGUCCUCAAUGAUAGUGGGUAUCUGUAUGGUGGAUCAGCAACACAUAUAUUUGAAAGACCUUGGAAUUUUGGGCAGUUUGAAGAAGAUAUCUUGGAUUGCUGCAUGCGUCUUCUGGAUCUGAGCCUGCUUGGGCCACAUGGUCAGAGAAAUCCUAUACACAUUGCCAGGGCCAUGUCAGCUUUGGUUAACUAUGAUGAGAAUGAGGACGAUGAUGGAGUGAUCCUUGGAAACUGGUCAGGAUACUAUGAAGAUGGUACUUCUCCUGAGGACUGGACAGGAAGCGUCCCAAUCCUGCAACAGUAUUACAGAAACAAAGAACCCGUACUUUAUGGACAAUGCUGGGUUUUCUCUGGUGUGCUUACCACAAUUAUGCGCUGCCUGGGGAUUCCAGCCAGAAGUGUGACCACCUAUGAAUGUGCUCAUGAUCACCACAGAAAUAUAAACAUUGAUGAAAUCUACAAUGAAAUGGGAGAAAAAAUGAACAUAUCAGACUUUACUUGGAACUACCACGUAUGGAAUGACAUCUGGAUGAAAAGACCAGACUUACCAAAGGGCUAUGAUGGUUGGCAGGUGGUUGAUGGCACACCUCAGCGUGGCAUGGAAGUUACAGAGAUGAUGGAGUGUGGCCCUGCUCCAGUUAUUGCCAUCAAAAAGGGAGAAGUCUAUAUUCCAUACGACACCAUGUUUGUGUUUUCUGAAGUGAAUGCAGAUAUGGUCCUCUGGAUCAUAAGGAAUGUGAACGGGAAAGAGGAAUUCAUGCGGGUCUUUGAAGACACCAGGACGAUAGGAAGGAACAUCAGCACCAAAGCUGUUGGGAAGAAUGAGCGUGAAGACAUCACAGAUCAGUACAAAUUUCCAGAAGGUUCCCCAGAGGAGAGGAAAGCUAUGAAAACUGCUUUGUCUCAUGCAAACUCUCUGGAAGACUAUACAGCAGCAUCUUCUCGCGAGUCUCCUAAAGCAGCGCUCACACUUGGGAUAGAAGAAGAAAAGGCAUUGGUGCCAGGACAGCCUAUUAGUCUUAAAAUUGUUGUGAGGAGCAUGUCUACAAAUGCAUGGACUAUCAAUCUGUGUGUCUCUUGCCACCUGGAGUCAUAUACAGGAAAAGUACAGGCUGGAUUGAAAGCCGUUCAACAGACUGUCAAAACAGAAGGCAAACCAAUUAUACAGACUCCUCUGGUAGUAGAUGCUGACAUGUACAUGGACAUAAUGAGUUCAACAGAGGAUGAACUUCUAUUCAAAGUCAAUAUUUUUGCAAAUGUUGAAGACACUCAUGAAAACCUUGGAAAACAGAUAACCUUGACUUUCCAGUACCCACCUCUCAAGGUGGAGAUGCCAGAAACAGCAAAAGUGAAUGAAAGCUUUACCUGUGAAGUGAUUUUUGAAAACACUCUCUGCAUUCCCUUGGAAAAAUGCAAACUCUGCAUAGAAGGCCUUGGCAUUUUUCCAAUGACAACUUUUGACCAAGGGAAUAUAUCUCCCGGUCAAACUUCUGCAUCCAAAAUAGUUUGUACAGCAAGAAAGUUUGGAAAAAAGAAGAUAGUGGCCAAACUGAACUCUAUUCAAGUGAAAGGAAUAACUGAGGAAAAGUUUAUAACCAUUACUGAGAAUGAGGAGCAGCAGGAGGAUGAGGAGAGCUAUGUACUGUGAAUAUAAGCUUUAUUUGCCGCCUUGGUUGUGGGUCAACUGAUGAGAAAUAGGCAAGCACGCAUGUGUGAGUGACUUAAAGUUACAUCUAUUUUAGUUCAAGCUAAUAGGGAUGGAUUUAUAUGGAAUAAAAAUUUAUGUAUUUUUCCUUGUAGAGGUCUAUGUAUUUUGCAAUUAUACACACAGGUUUGGAUAUUAUAUAUGAUUUUUGGCACCUGAAGGAGAAACACACAAGGUUUGGUCACACAUUGUAGAAAAUUUGAUAUAUCAAACACAGUGGAGAAUCAGUUAAAUUGUUAUUAUAGACACAUAACACAAGCAUCACACACAGAAGGAAAAAGUAAUAAUGUGAUCCUUUCUCUUGUGCUUGUCCUUUUGUGGCUUAGUUGGCCAAUACAGCACAGCUCACCAACCUUUUGCUACCUGUUAUGAGAGGCCUGUAUGUGUCCAUAUAUAUGAAUUCAUUAUGUCUUUGCCUAUUUGCAUUUGCCAAACAAUAGCACACAGUCUGUUUCCCUAUCCUAUGUAUUUACAAAGAUGAGAAUGGAGAACACAUCUAAUGACUUCUCAGAAUCAGACACAAACAAGAGUUGGAUUUUAAAUGAUACGAGAAAUGGCAUUUGGAGCCACAGUUGUACAUUAUAUAUAAAAUGUGGGGUAUUAUGUGUCUUUUAAUAAAAAAAAUGUAGUGCUUUUGAAACAAGAAAAUGUGCAUUUUCUUCAAUAAAUUGGAAUUUUUAUAAUGAAUGGCUGCUAUUGUAAAGUUUCAUGGGAAACUUUUUUAUCUAUAUCAUGCCUCGCAAUAAAGAAAUUACUACGGGAUUCUC
Anolis carolinensis (green anole) is the source of this 3217-nucleotide messenger RNA. Its product is annotated as protein-glutamine gamma-glutamyltransferase 4. Gene Ontology annotation, molecular function: protein-glutamine gamma-glutamyltransferase activity. NCBI's taxonomy places the organism in Eukaryota, Metazoa, Chordata, Lepidosauria, Squamata, Anolidae. The transcript has 14 exons. Bases 270 to 2393 code for a protein of 707 amino acids. Gene Ontology annotation, biological process: peptide cross-linking. The record is from RefSeq and is a predicted model, not a curated record.